This is a messenger RNA of Callorhinus ursinus (northern fur seal), 3261 nucleotides long. RefSeq names its product RAN binding protein 3 (gene RANBP3). The record is from RefSeq and is a predicted model, not a curated record. Gene Ontology annotation, biological process: protein export from nucleus. NCBI's taxonomy places the organism in Eukaryota, Metazoa, Chordata, Mammalia, Carnivora, Otariidae.
GCGCACGCGCGGGAGUUUCUGGCAGAAAGCAGGAGAGCCCGGGCCGGCGCGGGGCCUUGUGGGAGGGCUUAAGGAAGUAAAAUGGCGGACCUGGCGAACGAAGAAAAACCUGCCAUUGCUCCGCCCGUCUUUGUGUUUCAGAAGGAUAAAGGACAAAAGUCCUCUGCAGAGCAAAAAGACUUGUCGGAUUCGGGAGAGGAGCCUCGGGGGGAGGCUGAGGCCCCCCACCAUGGCACGGGUCACCCCGAGUCAGCUGGUGAGCAUGCCCUAGAGCCUCCUGCCCCUGCUAGCGCUUCAGCCAGCACUCCUGAAGCCCAGCUUCUUCCUUUCCCGCGAGAACUGGCAGGGAGGCCAGCUGGAGGCUCCAGCCCCGAAGGUGGAGAAGAUUCUGACCGAGAAGAUGGAAAUUACUGCCCUCCCGUCAAGCGAGAAAGAACGUCCUCUUUAACCCAGUUCCCACCUUCACAGUCAGUAUCAAAAAACAAUGUUUUUAUGCCAUCAACCUUCUGCGAGCCAUCUGCAGGCAAUUCUGACUCAGAACCAGAGGAAAAGAGCAGUGGAUUCCGGUUGAAGCCACCAACAUUGAUCCACGGCCAGGCACCCAGUGCAGGUCAUCUCGGUUACCUGGCACAUGAGCACCGAAAAGCCACUUUAAGGAGCCCAUCAGACCAAGGAAAUUCUCCCCUCUGUCUGCCGAGCCAGAAGCCCAAGGAGCAACAGCGGAGUGUGCUUCGCCCGGCAGUGUUACAAGCCCCACAGCCAAAGGCACUCUCACAGACCGCUGCCAGCAGCGGCACCAACGGGGUCAGCGUCCCGGCAGACCGCACGGGGGCCGCGACAGCGACAUCGGCCGACAGCCCUGCACGCAGAAGUCCGUCCGAUGAGGCGCGAGCACUUGAGGAGAAAGAGCCCCAGAAAAAUGAGUCUAGCGAUACUUGUGAGGAGGAAAACUGUGAGAAAAAAGAGCAAGUUGCACAGCAGGCGUUUGUGUUCGGGCAGAACCUGAGGGACAGAGUCAAGUUAACAAAUGAGAACACUGAAGUAGCUGACAUGGAGAACGCUGGACACCCCAGUUCAGAAACGCCAACUGCGACCAACUAUUUCCUUCAGUAUAUCAGCUCCAGUUUAGACAACUCGACCAAUAGUGCCGACACCGCCAGCAACAAAUUCGUGUUUGGCCAGAACAUGAGCGAGCGUGUGCUGAGCCCACCUAAAUUAAAUGAAGUCAGUUCAGAUGCCACCAGGGAAAACGCAGCUGCUGAGUCCGGGUCCGAGUCCUCAUCCCAGGAGGCCACCCCCGAGAAAGCUAAUAACAUUUCAGAGUCCCUGGCCGAGUCGGCAGCCGCCUACACCAAGGCAACAGCACGGAAGUGUUUGUUGGAAAAAGUGGAAGUCAUCACCGGGGAGGAGGCGGAGAGCAACGUGUUACAGAUCCAGUGUAAGCUGUUUGUCUUUGACAAGGCCUCGCAGUCGUGGGUGGAGAGAGGCCGGGGGCUGCUCAGGCUCAACGACAUGGCAUCGACUGACGACGGGACGCUCCAGUCUCGACUAGUGAUGCGGACCCAGGGCAGCUUGCGACUGAUCCUCAAUACCAAGCUCUGGGCCCAGAUGCAGAUUGACAAGGCCAGUGAAAAGAGCAUACGCAUCACAGCCAUGGACACUGAGGACCAGGGCGUGAAGGUUUUCCUGAUCUCAGCCAGUUCCAAGGACACGGGCCAGCUGUAUGCAGCCCUGCACCACCGCAUCCUGGCCCUGCGCAGCCGUGUGGAGCAGGAACAGGAAGCCAAGAUGCCUGCCCCUGAACCUGGGGCAGCCCCGUCCAACGAGGACGACAGUGACGAGGACGUCCUGGCUCCAUCGGGGGCCACCGGAGGCGGUGCUGGCGAGGAAGGGGAGGGGCAGACGGCCGGAAGCACAUAGCGCCGGGAGCCGGCUGCCCACGAGCCUGCUGCUUUGUCCGUCUGUCUGCCCGCCCGCCCGCCCGCCCCGCCAGCAGUGUGGAGGCGCAGGGCUCGGGAACCACACUCCCCGCUGGGUUGGCCACAGUUCGGAUCCGCAUGUCCCGUUCAGAAGCAGACUCGGGAACUGCCUGAAUGUGGUUUGGGACACGAGACCUCAUCAUAUUGAUGAGCAAAACGAAAAAGAACAUUUCUUCCCUCCCCUCCUUUGAAUUGAAAUGGCACAUUAAGACUUGUCACGGCUUCUCACUGGGACUGGGACACUUGUUUCUUCACCCCUCCCUCCUCGUGUCCCCGGCCUCUCUGCCGUCGCCCGUCCAGGCCACCGGGUCUGUCCACACAAGUAUAAACACUGGGCCUGCUGGACGCUCUGCUAACUACCGUUUUUCCAGUUUCCCACACUCUGAUUUGGGGCUUAUAUUUUUAGAUCUUUUUCCCCCAAGGCUUUGUGUUUGGUUUCUUAGGUUCGGACUCUGCUGUGCAUUGAGUGGGUACAGCUCUGUCCUGGGCCACAUCCUCCUCCUCCCAGGGCUCCUGGCCUCUGUGCUGGGGUGGGAGUCACCCCCCCACACUUUGUUCCCCACCCAGGGUUGCUCCAGGCCCAGUUGUGGGGUAUUGAGGGGUUGGGCCCCAGACCUGGAAAGAGCUUAUCUAAAAAAGGGUCACUGGACCUGGGUGGGUCCCCACCCACCCUCCUGCCUUUUCCCAUCAUGUCGGUCACCCAUCAUGUGGCACCCAGAGGCAAACCUUCCUGCUGCUGGCCAUUCCUUGCCCAGCCCUUGACGACAUCACUGCCCCAAGACCAUCCAGGACCAGGGGCCCCUGUGAGAGGCAGAGGGGGACCUCAGCGGGACCUUCGAGGAGGGGGCAGGGGGCUGGUUCCAGGCAACCGGCCGUCUGCCACAUUCGCAGCACACACAGGAGUGGGUGCUGUGCCUACCCCCACCCUGGAGCAUGGCCAGGAGCCAGCCGGGCUUCACCCACCUGGGGCGGCCUGUGAAGAAGGGCCCUGUGCACAGGGCUCCGAGGGAUUUCCGAGCAAAGUGCCCAGCCCCGCCCUCGGGGUGAGCGGAAGGCCUUGUCUCCACAGCUGUGCCACCCACACCUUGGGUCGGUUGUGUGCAGCCUGAGCCGUGGGAAGGCGCCAAAGGCCCUCCCAGCAGAUCCAGUCACACUUCUCUGCUUUAAGCCUUAGCCAAGUAGUGACAAGUAAAACCAGAUAAUGCCCAUGUGUUUUGGAACAUUUAUGUAAGAUUGUCAUAUGAAAUGUAUUUGGGAACUACAUUAAAACUUUUAACUAAAA